CUGAAGGCUGAGCGGACUGCUGGAGAGCGGGUUUGCUGCUGGAAUCCGGGGCGGCAGCUGCCAUGAGCACGGUAGACCUUGCCCGCGUGGGCGCAUGUGUCCUGAAGCACGCGGUGACCGGGGAGGCCGUGGAGCUGCGGAGCCUGUGGCAGGAGCAGGCGUGCGUGGUGGCCGGCCUGCGGCGCUUUGGCUGCAUGGUGUGUCGCUGGAUCGCCCGGGACCUCAGCAGCCUGAAGGGGCUCCUGGACCAGCACGGCGUGCGCCUGGUGGGCGUGGGGCCCGAGGCCCUGGGCCUGCAGGAGUUCCUGGACGGUGGCUACUUCGCGGGAGAGCUCUACCUGGAUGAGAGCAAGCAGUUUUACAAGGAGCUGGACUUCAAGCGGUACAACAGCUUGAGCAUCCUGCCGGCCUCCCUGGGGAAGCCUGUUCGUGAUGUGGCCGCCAAGGCCAAGGCUGUCGGCAUCCAGGGGAAUCUCUCCGGGGAUCUGCUGCAGAGCGGAGGGCUGCUGGUGGUUGCCAAAGGUGGUGACAAAGUGCUGCUACACUUUGUCCAGAAGUCUCCAGGUGACUACGCCCCCCAGGAGAGCAUCCUGCAGGCCCUGGGCAUCUCUGCAGAGGUCUGUACCAGUGAGUCGCCCAAGUGUGACGAGGAGGCGUGCUCAAGGUGAAGGCCCCGGGCCUCCAAGGAUCUGGGUGGUGUCUCCUGCCCUGGGCACACUGGGAGUUGGAUGUGAACAAAUUCCAGAAUCUCUGGGCUGGGGCUGAACUCUGCCUGGUCUGCAGGCAGCGAUGAGCAUUAAACUGCA
Mesoplodon densirostris (Blainville's beaked whale) is the source of this 806-nucleotide messenger RNA. RefSeq names its product peroxiredoxin like 2B (gene PRXL2B). Bases 63 to 668 code for a protein of 201 amino acids. The record is from RefSeq and is a predicted model, not a curated record. Lineage: Eukaryota; Metazoa; Chordata; Mammalia; Artiodactyla; Ziphiidae. The transcript is spliced from 7 exons.